Molecule: messenger RNA, 741 nt
Organism: Microthlaspi erraticum
Lineage: Eukaryota; Viridiplantae; Streptophyta; Magnoliopsida; Brassicales; Brassicaceae
Source: the annotation of a GenBank genome assembly
AUGGCCGACGAAAAUGCGCGCCAGUCCGUCAGAUGGCCGACGAAAAUGCGCGCCAGUCCGUCCGAUGGCCGACGGUUCCGACCGUACGGUCGACCAAAUAUUUUUCUCGAUCUUUUCAUUUUCUCCCACUCUGAAAACCUUCUAACCACGAUUUUGAGAGUUUUUAUCGUGGAAAAUCUGAAAACGGCCGGAGAAAAAUCGAAUCAGUACGGUGACAAGUGUUCUGGCCGACGAAAAUGCGCGCCAGCCCGUCCGAUGGCCGACGAUUCCGACCGUACGGUCGACCAAAAUUGUUUUUUCGAUUUUUUCAUUUCCACCCACUCUGACAACCUUGUAACCACGAUAUUACGAGGCUCGGGCGUGGAAAAUGGGGAAACGACCGACCGAAAAUCGAAUCCGACCGGUGAAAUGCGUUUUGGCCGAGAAAUCAUGCACGCCAGUCCGUCCGAUGGCCGACGGUUCCGACCGUACGGUCGACCAAAUAUUUUUUUCUCGAUCUUUUCAGUUCUGGCCACUCUGGAACCUUCCAAUCACGAUUUUGGCAGGUUUGAAUGUGGAAACUCGACAAAUGAUCGACCAUUUUUCAAAUCCGAACGGUCCCUUAGUUUUUCUCCGCCGAGAGAACCAUGCCCGCCAGUCAACGGACGGUGGUGCACCACCGAUCCCACGAUCGCAACCCUUCCCAUCCCGCUGUACGACCCAUCCCAAGACCAGCCCAUUAAGGAAAGGCAUAAAUCGUAA